CAGCCAUGGCUGUGCUCACUCUCUGCCUUCUGUGGGCCUUCACGACAGCAGUGCAACCUGCCCCAGUAUCUCCUCUGGGUGGUCCAGAGCCAGCCCAAUAUGAAGAGCUGACCCUGCUCUUUCACGGGGCUUUACAGCUAGGCCAGUCCCUCAACAGCGUGUACAGAGCCACGGAGGCGCGUCUGACAGAAGCUGGGCGCAGCCUGGGCCUCUUUGACAGAGCCCUGGGCCUCCUGGGCACAGAGGUCAGUCAAGGCCGGGAUGCAACACAGGAGCUUCGCACCAGCUUGUCGGAGAUUCAGGCUGAAGAGGAUGUACUGCACCUUCGAGCAGAGGCCACAGCCCUGUCUCUGGGAGAAGUGGACCGGGCCCAGCGAGCUCUACGGGACACUGUACGGAGACUACAAGUCCAGCUGAAAGGCGCCUGGCUGGGCCAAGCCCACCAAGAAUUUGAGACCUUAAAGGCUCAAGCGGAUAAACAGAGCCACCUUUUAUGGGUGCUCACGGGCCAUGUGCAGCGACAGCGGCGGGAGAUAGCAGAGCAGCAACAGUGGCUGCGACAGAUCCAGGAGAGACUCCACACAGCAGCCCUUCCGGCCUGAGACCGUCUGGAUGCCAUUGAGAACCAGUCAAACCACUAGGAACACCGAAUGUGAUCCAAGAGGCUCCUGAGCAGGGCAGACAGAGCUGCCCGCCGGCUGGGCUUGGCCAGUGUGCCCCGCUUCCUGACACAGACCGGAGACAGAAGCAAGCAGGCGGGAUGGAAGGCAGAAGACAGAGCCCCGUGGAAAAGGGCUGGAGACAGUAUGAGUUCCUUUAUGCUCACAUACCCCACAAUAAAACAGAACAGAGGCUAUC
Molecule: messenger RNA, 858 nt
Organism: Microtus ochrogaster (prairie vole)
Lineage: Eukaryota; Metazoa; Chordata; Mammalia; Rodentia; Cricetidae
Gene: Angptl8
Product: angiopoietin like 8
Biological process (GO): regulation of lipid metabolic process; triglyceride homeostasis
Cellular component (GO): extracellular region
Source: RefSeq, a predicted model, not a curated record